AAUGGCAGAGGGGGGUGAGAGUGGGUCUGGUGCUGUCCUUUCCUGUCCCACGGAGGAGCCCGGGAAGAAGCAGUUGCUGCAAACAGGGACAGGAAUGGAGAAGCGAGAGGGAGAAACCCAGCCUGCUGAGAUGGAACAGUCGGUGCCUGGUAGAAAAAACUCCAACACAGUCCGAGCUACAACCAUCCAAGAAUUUUUGAUAGGGUCAGAUUCCCGUCAAAUUAAGCAGGAGCCAAAGGACGGCCUGCCACAGGGCUGGAAUGCCCACUGGCAGGACUUCUUAACAACUGUGAAGCCGUCUCGUUCAGGAUGUAGAAGUCCACCUCUUCCCAGUCUUCCCCAGUCUGGAGAUGGAGCCAAUGAACCUCAAGCACGUUCCAAGAAAGCUACUGGUAUCGGUCAGUGGCCUAGAAAUGAGCGGGUGGACCAGAGAUCUCCAGUAGACCUUAGCGAAGGUUGUGGAGAUCCUAUUUCCUCUGUGAAGGUGAAAGAGGAGAUUCUAGAUGAGGACGAUGUGGCCAGUGUUGAAAUGGACCGAAGGCAUUUCCGCCAGUUCUACUACCAAGAGGCCGAGGGGCCGCGAGAAGUCUACCUCAAGCUCCAAACCCUUUGCCAUCAGUGGCUGAAACCGGAGAGCCGCUCCAAGGAGGAGAUUUUGGACCUGUUGAUCCUGGAGCAGUUCUUGAUUAUCCUUCCAGAGGAAAUGCAGAACUGGGUCAAAGACUGCGGGCCGGAUACCUGCACCCAGGCCGUGGCCCUGGCGGAGGAUUUCUUGCUGCGCCUGCAAGAGGCUGAAGGGUUGCAAAGAAAGGUUGCACGGCCUAUGGUAGGCUUGGCUACAAAUUCCCCCAAAUCGGAGCAAAAUCCAUCACAGGAAAUGAAUAUCCCGAUGUCGGCAGAUGCUGAGGAAGACAGCGAUGGGGAAACCAGCUUUCUGGGCAACUGCCAAGGAUACGAGAAUGGGGAGGAGAGUUUUCCUUUUGAAAGACACGCUGAUAUUGGGAUCAGUGGACUGUCACUGGCAAGACUCAAUGGGAAAUUCUUCCAAGUUUGUGGGUUGGAAGAGACUCCCGGGAAUGAGCGGGGCCAAGAAAUCCACCGGGAGAGCCAGACGGAGAUCCAGGCUUUGAUUCAUCAGAAGCGUUUGGAAGGGAGCCCCUUUUCAGAGGGAAACCACAAAGCCAAGCGGAAGAGGGCCAGCUCCAACUGGGGGACUGUCUUGCGUCGUAGCUUUGACUUUCCACGAAACCAGAAGACACAAAAACUGUACACCUGCACCUAUUGUGGGAAGAUUUCCAACAACAGCGCCCACAUGAUUAUCCAUGAGAGGACGCACACUGGCGAGAAGCCGUACAAGUGCUCUGAGUGCGGCAAAUGUUUCAGCACCAACUGCAACCUCAUGAAGCACACCAGAGUCCAUACUGGGGAGAAGCCGUACAAAUGCUCUGACUGUGGCCGGAGUUUCAGUGACAAAGCCUCUCUAAUUGUCCAUGAGAGGACCCACACUGGCGAGAAGCCCUACGAGUGUCCCAUGUGUGGGAAGAGCUUCACCUCCAGCUCCAACCUCAUCACCCACAAGCGGGUCCACACAGGGGAGAAGCCAUACAAGUGCAAUGAGUGUGGGCAGAGCUUCGUCCAUCGGCCACAGCUUGUCAUACACAUCCGGACGCACACAGGGGAAAAACCCUAUGAGUGUUUGGAGUGCGGUAAGAGCUUCAAUCAGAAAGCGGACUUGAUCAUCCAUGGGCGGACCCACACAGGAGAGAAGCCAUACGAAUGUGCCGAAUGUGGGAAAAGCUUUAUUUCCAGCUCUUACCUUCGGAAACACGAGCGGCUGCACACGGGGAAGAAAGCUCAAGCUGGGGAAGAAAGCCACAAAUGCACUUACUGCCGGAAGAGUUUUAUCAGCCGGUCCAAACUUCUCAUUCAUGAGCGAACCCACACUGGAGAGAAACCUUUUGAAUGCACUGAAUGUGGAAAAGGCUUUAGUACGAGCUCAAACCUGGUCAACCACAGGAGGGUCCACACGGGGGAGAAGCCCUACCAGUGCUUGGAUUGUGGGCAGAAGUUCAGCACGAACUCCAACUUGGUCAAUCACCGGAGGGUGCACACAGGAGAAAAGCCGUACGAAUGCUCGGACUGUGGGCAGAGCUUUGUUCUCAAAUCGUCCCUCUUGAAACACAAGGGGACCCAUUCAGGGGAGAAACCGUACGUCUGCUCAGAGUGCGGAAAGUGCUUCACCACGAGCUCGAAUCUGAUUUAUCACAACAUUGUCCACACGGGAGAGAAGCCACACAAGUGCUCCGACUGCGGCAAGAGCUUCCACUGGAAGUCGUCCCUGAUUACCCAUGAGCGGACCCACACAGGGGAGAAGCCAUAUGAGUGUCCUGACUGUGGCAAGAGCUUUGGCAACAGCUCCCAGCUUCUGCGGCACAAGCGGGUGCACACGGGUGAGAAGCCAUAUCACUGUUCUGAAUGCGGGCGCAGCUUCAACCAGAUUGCUUCCCUGAUCGCGCACAAGCGUAUCCAUACAGGUGAGAAGCCAUACGAAUGCUCCGAGUGCGGAAAGGGUUUUGGCACCAGGACGAACCUGAUGAUGCACAAACGAGUACAUACAGGAGAGCGGCCGUAUAAAUGCUCAUACUGUGGACAGAGCUUCAGCCAACGGACACACCUGAUCAUCCAUGAGCGGACUCACACAGGAGAGAAGCCCUACACGUGCCCCGAAUGUGGGAAAAGUUUCAAUGCCAAGGCCCCCCUCAUCACCCACCGAAAGACUCACACAGGAGAGAAUCUGUAUCAGUGCUUCCAGUGUGGAAAAAGCUUCAGCACCAGUUCUAACCUCCUGAAUCACAACAUAAUUCACACGGGGGAGAAGCCCCACAAAUGCUCAGACUGCGGCAAAUGCUUCAAUCGGAAAUCCUCCCUCAUUACACACCAGAGGACCCACACCGGGGAGAAGCCCUAUGCCUGCUUUGAGUGCGGAAAGCGUUUCAUUUCUAGCUCAGAUCUUACAAAACAUAAAAAGGUGCAUAGGGGGAAACGUGCAGUUGGUGCUGAAACCUUUGUUUACAGUCCGAAGCUGGCAGAGCCGGGCACCAUACAACCUGCAGAGCAGUCAUCUUAAGGCCAAAAUAAGAAAUACUGCUGACAGUGCCAAGUCCUUAAAUAUGAGUCAUAUGUGACAUGAGAGGUGGAAGUUCUGAUUUUAAGAGCAAAAAAGGAAGACGAGAUCAUUGUUCAAUGUGUUGUCGAAGGCUUUCAUGGCCGGGAUCACAGGGUUGUAUUGUGUUUUCCGGGCUGUAUGGCUUUGUUCCAGAAGUAUUCUCUCCUGACGUUUCGCCCACAUCUAUGGCAGGCAACCUUAGAGGUUGUGAGGUAUAUGGAGAAACUAAGCAAGGAAGGUUUAUAUAUAUUUAUAUAUCUGUGGAAGGUCCUGGGUGGGGGAAAAGAACUCUUGUCAGUGUGAAUGUUAUAAUUAAUCACCUUAAUUAGCAUUAAGUGGCCUUCCCAGCUUCACCUCCUGGCCUGGGGAAAUCCUUUGUUCAGAGUUGUUAGCUGCCCCUGAUUGAUUCAUGUCUGGAAUUCUUCUGUUUUCAGAGUGUUGCUCCUUAUUUACUGUUCUGAUUUUGGAGUGUUUUAAUACUUGUUGCCAGAUUUUGUUCAUUUUCAUGGUUUCCUCCUUUCUGUUGAAAUUGUCCACAUACUUGUGGAUUUCAAUGGCUUCUUUGUGUAGUCUGACAUGAUAGUUGUUGGAGUGGUCAAGCAUUUCUGUGUUCUUAAGCAAAUAUACUGUGUCCAGGUUGGUUCAUCAAGUGCUUUGCUAUGGCUGAUUUCUCUGCUUGAGUUAGUCUGCAGUGCCUUUCAUGUACUUUGACUUGUGUCUGGGCGAUGCUGCAUUUUGUGGUCCCUAUGUAGACUUGUACACAGCUGCAUGGUAUAUGGUAGACUCCUGCAGAGGUCAGUGGAUCCCUCUUGUCCUUCGCUGACCAUAGCAUUUGUUGGAUUUUCUUAGUGAGUCUGUAGAUAAUUUGCAGGUUGUGUUUCUUCAUCAGUUUGCCUAUGCAGACAGUGGUUCUCUUGAUGUAUGGUAAGAACACCUUUCCUUUGGGUAAAUCUUUGUCUUUACUCUCAUGGCUUGUUCUUGGCCUUACAGCUCUUCUGAUGUCCAUGAUGGAGUAUCCAUUGGCCUAUAGAGCCCAGUUUAGGUGGUUUAGUUCACCUUGGAGGAGGUGAGGUUCACACAUUCUUUGUGCACAGUCUGUUAGGCGGAUACAACAUUCACACUGGACUCCAACAGAAAAGAGUUAUUUCCCCCACCCAGGAUCUUCCACAGAUAUAUAAAUAUAUAUAAAUCUUCCUUGCUUAGUUUCUCCAUAUACCUCACAACCUCUGAGGAUACCUGCGAUAGAUGUAGGCGAAACAUCAAGAGGGAACAUUUCUGAAACAUGGCCAUACUGCCUGGAAAACACAAAACAACCCUGAGAUCAUUGUUCUAGUUUCCUUACAGCCUACAUUUGGACUUUUACAUUUCAGAUUUGACUUUUGUGGAUUCGAUUUUUAUUCAUGUAUUUGAUUAAAAUGUUCUCUCUAGGAAUCUCUAGAUCAUUUUCAUGAAGGCCACAUCAGCCUUAAGGUUGUCUUCAAAGGUCCGUUGAAUCCAUAGACUGAGAUUCUGUGGAUGCAGAAGGCCAACUAUAUAUUUUUUACAUGGUGGCUCAGUGCUCUUUAUUGUUUACACAGUUUAAGUCCCCAGUUUUUACCCAAUUUAGGUUCAAUCUUGGAAUCUUUUAAUAUGUCACUGAAUGACAACUCUGAUCACUCUUUAUUAUCCGCCAUGCAGACUGGAGAUAAUGAGAAUUGCAGUCCAACAGCAUUUGUGGCUCUGAGGUUGGGGAAAGAUUAAGGAAUAUUUAUGGAAAGAAAGGCUUUCAUGGCCAGAAUCACUGGGUUGCUGUGAGUUUUCCAGGCUGUAUGGCCAGUUACCAAAUGCAUUCUCUUCUGACGUUUCACCCACAUCUAUGGCGGGCAUCCUCAGAGGUUGCCUGCCCACCUCUGAAGAUGCCCGCCAUAGAUGUGGGUGAAACAUCAGGAGACAAGGCUUCUGGAACAUGGCCAAACAGACCGGAAAACUCACAGCAACCAACCAAACAUUUGAAAGUCAAGCAUCUUGUCCACAAGCUUUACAUCUAAUUUCAGACCCCUGACUAAACAGAACUGCAGCCUUCCAGAUCACACUGUAUCACAACUCCCAUCAGCUCUAGCCAUGAUGUCAAAUGAUGCAGGAAUUGUAGUCCAGCAUCCAGAGGGCCACAUAAAAUGAUCUGAUUCGGCCCAACAGGCCUUCAAUUUUACAUCCAUGUUUUAGUUUCUCCAGUGUGGUACUUUGGUCAAAGAGAGAACACCUCUUAAAAUCUCUAGCUCCGUCAGUAUAAUUCCAGAGCAAGGUAAGCAUAGGCUUGUGCUUGAGAUCCUAUAAAUUCUAGAGAGAUGUUCUCUCAUGUUUAAAAAAAUGUGCCCAUAAUCACCCCAAAUGUGGAGGGCUGAUUAUAUGUCUACACCUUGAGUUUGACAUAUCUGCUCUCAUGUUUAAUAUGGGCCUUGAUUUUUCAAAUGACCAGUGACUUAUCUUCAGUUUUGCACUGAACUGAUCUUGUAAACAUUUGCCCAAGCCUCAAACAAUAUAGGGGUGCUUGUUGUCCUGUACAUUUAAUGCUGGUGCCUCCUCCUUUUUAAGGCAUGUUGUUGUUGCAUCCCCUUUCUCCUCAUUUUUAAAGACAGUUUGGGCCAUUGUUAUAUUUCUUAAAGUCUUGUGACUCACCCAGUUUGACAAAAAGUUGGAUACAGCUUGAGUUUUGUGAUGUGCUUAUUAAACUACAAGUUGUGGA
Messenger RNA from Anolis carolinensis (green anole), 5888 nucleotides. RefSeq names its product zinc finger protein 271-like. The transcript is spliced from 6 exons. Gene Ontology annotation, cellular component: nucleus. The record is from RefSeq and is a predicted model, not a curated record. Gene Ontology annotation, biological process: regulation of transcription by RNA polymerase II. Lineage: Eukaryota; Metazoa; Chordata; Lepidosauria; Squamata; Anolidae. Gene Ontology annotation, molecular function: DNA-binding transcription factor activity, RNA polymerase II-specific; RNA polymerase II cis-regulatory region sequence-specific DNA binding. The coding region runs from base 2 to 3127 and encodes 1041 amino acids.